CUGUCAUUCUAUUUAAAAAUGUGGUGAGGUUAUGUUGAAAUGUUAAACAAGAUCAAUUAAAUUUCUACCAACAAAACUCAAAUGAAAUAAUGUCGCUUUUCAAAAGUGAUUCGCAAGUUCUGUUGACCUGCGUUGAUGUAAACGAAACUAACAUGGACGAAGAAUUGUAUACGACAAAUUUUUUGGAAAAAACAAAAGACUUUGACGAUUGGAUGAAAAAAGCUGGUGUUGACUGUUUUUUCACGAAAAACAACUUCGGGAAAUUGACUUCCCAAGACUCCACAAGCAAACAUUCAAAUAAUAAAAACGAUAUUGAGUAUGAAUGUGCAUCUAAAAUGCAAAGUAAGAAACAAGCAAAGGAUAUGAAAAAACCGAAUAUUUUGCGGUCGCAUAACACGAAAAUUGAUAGAAAUAUGAAUGCUUUACAAGAUAACAUUAGGAGAUCAUUUAAAUGUGAUAUACUAAGUAUUAACGAAGCUAAAAAUGUCUUUAUGACUUUUACUUCGAAUGUCUGCUAUUUAAUUAUUAAAGAUUCUGAUGAUCAGCAGAUUUUUGCCCCACAAAAAAUACAAGUCAACAACUCUUCAGUGAUGGUGGAAGAUGGGCAGUCGACAACAAAACAAGAAAUAACAUCAGUAAAAAAGGUGGAUAUAGCAAAAAGCCAUGUGGAUGUGACCCUUCCGCAAAUUUUGACAAAUGUUGGUGCAAAAUUUUGCUUGUGUCCUCUGCUAGAGUGUCAGGAGGGAUUUCACGACGUUUCUACUGCUAGAAUACACGCCCUUAGGCACAUGGGGGUGAAACCUUAUCAGUGCAACAUUCCCAAUUGUUCAUGGAAAUUUUAUACUCUAUUUAAGCUGCAACGGCAUCAAGAGACGCAUUCAAGAACAAAAAGCUUUGUUUGUAGCCAUAAAAAUUGCGACAGGUCAUUCACAACCGCUUACAACUUGAAGCAUCAUGAAAAGGCCCACAUUAAACCCUUAUCUUUAGACUGUCCUGUCGAUGGUUGUGAGGAGAGGUUUCAAAACGAGAAAGAUCGCAGAACGCACUAUAAAACCCAUAAUGCCAAGGAGGCCCCAUUCAAAUGCACUGAAGCAGGCUGCGAAAAGUCGUUUUUCACGCACACCGCCCUCCUCACGCACAUGCGCAGUCACAACCACAAAGAUUCCGAGCUGAAUUGCAAUUUUCCCAACUGCGGAAGAUCGUUCAACACUCCCUAUAGGCUAAAAGAACAUUUAAGGACCCAUACAGGCCAAAAACCUUAUGUAUGCGAAUAUAAGGAUUGCACAUGGAGGUUUAUGACGGCAAGCAAGUUAAGGAGGCAUCAGUGUACACAUACUAAAGACAGGAAGUUUCAUUGUACGAUUGGGAGCUGCACAAAAUCGUUCAUACGGUCCGAGCAUUUACGGGAGCAUACUUUGACUCAUAUAGGUCAAAAAACAUUUGAUUGUGAAGCUUGCAACAUUUCUAUUGUUGGUAAAUCCAACAUUUGCACGCACAGAAAAAAAUAUCAUCCAGAGAUAACAAUAGAAAUGCCUUCCACGUCAAAAACAGCUGAUGCUUCCGUAUUUUUAAGUUUCACUACUAAUUGUAAAUCCGAUAAAACCCCUCAACAGGAUGUUUUACUGGAACAGGCUAUACAAAGUUUGGAUGUUGUAAAUACCAACUCAGAUUUGUCUAUUUUGGGUUCUUCCUGUUUGUUGCCAGAAGAUUUGCUCGAGAGCGACGUUAAUUUUUCAACUGUUAAUUUAAGGGAUCUUGACUAAUUUUUUUUUUUUGAUUAUUUAUGGGUAUUUUUUUUUCAGUGUCUGCUGAGUAGGACGAUAAAUCCCGUACCAUUCCCUUCACUUUCCUGUACUAAUUUUCAAAAAAUCCCAGCAAAUAUGGCAGUUAUUUAUUUAAGGUUUGUGCAACAAUUAAAUUUGAAUUCGAAUUGCUAAAAUUUAGGGGCGAUUCCAGUGAUAUAAAUGAAAUUAAUUUUCUCUUAAUUAUUGUAUUCCCGUAAACGUGAAAUUUCCUAGCAGUAGACAACCUGAUAUAUUUUUUGGCUUGCAAAGCUUACUAAUUGCUUUAAUAUUUAUGGCUAGGCGUUAUGAUUGAUAUUGGC
This is a messenger RNA of Brassicogethes aeneus, 2104 nucleotides long. NCBI's taxonomy places the organism in Eukaryota, Metazoa, Arthropoda, Insecta, Coleoptera, Nitidulidae. The record is from the annotation of a GenBank genome assembly.